Messenger RNA from Fraxinus pennsylvanica, 300 nucleotides. NCBI's taxonomy places the organism in Eukaryota, Viridiplantae, Streptophyta, Magnoliopsida, Lamiales, Oleaceae. The record is from the annotation of a GenBank genome assembly.
AUGCAGCUGACCCUUGAGUUCGGUGGAGGACUGGAGCUUCUCUGUGAUUCUGUAAAAAUCCAUAAGGUCAAUUUUGACACACAGGCUGAAGAAGAGAAGGUAACUAUGAAACACUUGCUCCCUUGGAUCCGCACCAAUUUGAUCAAGGAGAGGCCUGAAAUGUUUAUGAAAGGUGAUUCCGUAAGGCCAGGAGUUCUGGUCCUUGUGAAUGAUUGUGAUUGGGAACUGAGCGGACAGCUUGACACGGUGCUGGAAGAGAAGGAUGUCAUUGUUUUCAUUUCGACAUUGCAUGGUGGAUAG